AUAUUGUGUUGUAGUGGUAGACGGUGAAGCCACGACAGGUGCGUGCACGUCGCCUGCAGGAAACACCCCUCUCCCUUCCCCUCCCCCCCUUCGGGCAGCCAGGAGGUUCGCUAGUGGCUCUGACAGUCAUACUCGCCUCGCUCGCUGCCUCUCACCAACACAAGGCAACAGCUGCCAUAGCCCUCGCUGGCUGGGAGAGGAACUUCGCCAGCAUCCAGCUGACCAUGGAGUACCUUCACGACGACGGGCCCAGGAUACGAGCAGUCGACACAGUCUCCACCUCUGGCGUGGUAUGGGUGAGUGUUGGAGCAGCGGUGUUGGUGAUGGUGCUGGGGGCAGUGUCGUGGGCCUGCUACCGGAAGAGAGGCGCCCAUAAGAAGCUCGGGGAUCGAACUGUGACUCUAAGAAGACCAACGGCGGUAAAGAACCCACAGCCACAGAGCCACUAUCUCAAGAAGUCUCCAUCGCCAACGGGACCCAAAACUCCCCCAGGAGCCAAGUCCCCGAGUGGAGGAAAGACGCCCCCAGGACCACGGACCCCGACGGGGGCCGGUCUGGCCUUCGGGGGGUGCGGUGGCUCCCUCAGCGCCUCCUCCAACACCACCCCGCGCCACGGCUCACCAGCUCACCAGAGUCGUCCUCAGGGCAUGAAGAGCGUGGACAACGACCACGUGGCCUACGAGAACGAGCAGGACAAGCCCAGCACCCCGUCCAAGGAGGAACUGGAACUCAACGAGCGGAACCUGACCAAGGAAACGGCCCCAGCCCGCCUCGGGAAGCUCCACUUCAAGCUGAGGUACAACUUUGACAAGAACGCGUUAGUAGUGACCAUCGUGAAGUGCACGGGUCUGCCAGCCAAGGACCCGGCCCUCACCUCCAGCGACCCCUACGUCAAGCUUCAGCUCCUGCCAGAGAAACAACACAAGGUGAAGACCCGGGUGUUGCGCAAGACGCUCUCGCCCGUCUACGACGAGGACUUCACCUUCUACGGCAUCAACUACUCCCAGCUCCAGGUGAUCACGCUACACUUCGUGGUGCUGAGCUUUGACCGCUACUCUCGCGACGACAUCAUCGGGGAGGUGGUGGCCCCGCUGGCCCAGCUGGACCUGGCCAACACAGAGACCUCUCUCAACCUCACCAGGGAGAUCACUCCGCGCUCCCUCAAGAUCCGUUCGCAGGGCCGGGGCGAGCUGCUGGUGUCCCUCUGUCACCAGCCCGCGGCCAACCGCCUCACCGUCGUCGUCCUCAAGGCCAGAAACCUGCCCAAAAUGGACAUAACGGGCCUCUCAGACCCCUACGUCAAGAUCUACCUGCUGUUCAACGGACAACGGGUGGCCAAGAAGAAGACCCACGUCAAGAAGCGGACACUAAACCCGGUCUUCAACGAGUCCUUCGUCUUCGACCUGCCGGCCGGCGUCGACGGCCUGGACAGCAUCAGCCUCGAGUUCCUCUUACUUGACUGGGACAGAGUAACCAAGAACGAGGUGAUUGGUCGGUUGGAGUUGGGCGGGGCCAGAGCAGCGUGUGGCUCAGCCAAUCACCACUGGAGCGAGGUGGUGACGUCACCACGCCGCCAGAUAGCUGAGUGGCACAAGUUAAGGGAGUAGUGUAGCUGAGAGCAGCAAGCACUGAGAAGUCAAUAUAGCAGCUGGCACCUGGACCAUCACGUCAGUAGUGUAGCUGACGGCAGCGGUUGUGCUGCACGUCAGCCACAGCACCGCCGGGGGAGACGGGGGGGGACGCGCCCACUAGAGGGAGCCUCUGCUUGUCUCAUCUUGAACUUCUAUCGUAAAAUACAUAUUUGUAACGCUCUGGGAACACUAAUUUGAUCUCGUUCUGUACCUUGCUCGCUUGUGGCCGCCUUGAUGACUGAUCUGAGAGCUGUGCUUACCGCCUUCCUCUAUGUAUGUAUGUGUGUGUGUGUACUUACCUAGUUGUGUUUGCGGGGGUUGAGCUCUGGCUCUUUGGUCCCGCCUCAAACAUUGAGGGGCCUGUCCGGGAGCCUGUACUGUGUGUGUGUGUGUGUGUGUGUGUGUAUGCAUAGCAUGCGACGCUGCCGCUGCCGAAGUAGCCAAAGACGACUCAGCUUUCGAGUCUGAACAACCAUUAAACAAGCUGGCGUCUUGAGGUGACCUUUAGACCUUAGUGGAGAACUUUGAUAACGGGGGGGGGGGGGCAACGGCUGCCUGCGUCACCUCUUGUGGCGGAACCUGUCACCAGGGUGUACUACUGUGUCACCAGGGUGUACUGGUGUGUCACCAGGGUGUACUAGUGUCACCAGGGUGUACUAGUGUGUCACCAGGGUGUACUAGUGUGUCACCAGUGUGUACUAGUGUGUCACCAGUGUCACCAGGGU
Procambarus clarkii (red swamp crayfish) is the source of this 2356-nucleotide messenger RNA. RefSeq names its product Synaptotagmin 4 (gene Syt4). Gene Ontology annotation, molecular function: SNARE binding; phosphatidylserine binding; calcium ion binding. Gene Ontology annotation, biological process: cellular response to calcium ion; vesicle fusion; regulation of calcium ion-dependent exocytosis. Lineage: Eukaryota; Metazoa; Arthropoda; Malacostraca; Decapoda; Cambaridae. Gene Ontology annotation, cellular component: exocytic vesicle; plasma membrane; synapse. The record is from RefSeq and is a predicted model, not a curated record.